Messenger RNA from Chara braunii, 1015 nucleotides. The record is from the annotation of a GenBank genome assembly. NCBI's taxonomy places the organism in Eukaryota, Viridiplantae, Streptophyta, Charophyceae, Charales, Characeae.
GGACAGACGCGGGGGGCGUGGCGAGGGUGGGCUGGGCAACAACAAGAGGGGGGGAACACGAGGGGAGGUGGCGAGGGCAGGCGGCGCAGCAGCGGUUGGGGGAUCAAACGCGGGGGAAGGAGCGACAGCUGUCUCUUAUACACAUCUAGAUGUGUAUAAGAGACAGCAACAAGAGGGGGGGAACACGAGGGGAGGUGGCGAGGGCAGGCGGCGCAGCAGCGGUUGGGGGAUCAAACGCGGGGGAAGGAGCGACAGCAGGGGUGAAGGUAAGCGAUGUCGCAGGGGAGGGGGACGGCGACGAGGCAUUGGUGAGCAGGUUGCGCCAGCGGAAUACGCGGGAAGGAAUGGAGGCAGCGAGAAGCUAUGGGUGGAUGACCUCCGCUUCUGGAACGAAAGGGAGGGAUUCGCCAUCGUGAAGUUGAUCGUGGAGGCGUGCGGGUAUCUUGUGGCCGUGGCGCAGGGAGAGCAGCCUCCGCCCAUUCGUUGCAGCAUUGUCUUGCCUCACAACAGCAUACCGCAGCAGAAGAUCGCAGACGAGUCGGAAUUCAACGCUGCGAAGGAGAGGGCGGUGAAGGUUCAGGGGAUCGCUUUGCGGGUGAUACACGGGUGGGUCUUCAAGUCUCAGAACAGGCAACGGGGGUACCACGCGGCGCUUAUACACAUCUAGAUGUGCAGCAUACCGCAGCAGAAGAUCGCAGACGAGUCGGAAUUCAACGCUGCGAAGGAGAGGGCGGUGAAGGUGCAGGGGAUCGCUUUGCGGGUGAUACACGGGUGGGUCUUCAAGUCUCAGAACAGGCAACGGGGGUACCACGCAGCACUGAACCACGUGGCCACCGACAUCGCUCGCGCCAUGUGGAUGGGGGAGGACUUGCGUAAUUGUGUGAGCCCCAUGGUGUGUUAUUCACUGUGUCUUCGAAUAGUGAGUAAUAAGGAACUGGCGGCCAUACAGACUAGGGGCUGCCCUUGCAGGCUUUUGUACUGUUUUUUUUUUUUUCUUUUUUUUUUUCUUUUUUUU